This is a messenger RNA of Anopheles bellator, 707 nucleotides long. RefSeq lists its product as uncharacterized. The coding region runs from base 87 to 707 and encodes 206 amino acids. The record is from RefSeq and is a predicted model, not a curated record. NCBI's taxonomy places the organism in Eukaryota, Metazoa, Arthropoda, Insecta, Diptera, Culicidae. The transcript has 4 exons.
UACCCUUCGAUGCGUGGCCCGCAAAGUGUUGUUGCAAUCCAUCAUGGAGCCGCCAGCUGACUUCGCUCAACAUCAUAACCAGCCAGAUGGAGGAGCGUGCGCUAGAGUCGCUGGGACGACUUACUAAGCUUAAGAACCUUAAAUUGGACGGAUUCAUGCGGUUGCACAGUUUUCGCAGGUGCAAGGCAGUGGCCUCGCUCGUAUCCGUGCACCUGAAAUCCGUCUAUUUUCACGACCCGUUGGAGUUCUUCCACACUCUGUUUCGGGUUGCACCACAGCUUUGCCGUUUGAACAUUCAGUUUUCGAUCGUCGACGAUGAAGUGUUGCAUUUCAUAUGCUACCACUUUGCCUGCCUCCAGAGCCUCACAUUGGAAUCCUGUCGCGAGCUUACAGGAGAAGGUUUGGCGAACAUUGAUCAACUGGCAGAGUUGCGCCAUUUUCAAUUAAGCUUUCUGAACAUCUCGGAACGAAUGUUUGAAUGUAUCCCCCGUAACACUGUUCGCUAUUUGUCGAUCAUUUGCUGUGACAGAACGAUGGACGAUGGCCUCCGAAAGAUACCAGGAAAGUUUCCUUUGCUGCGGCGAUUGACGAUUCGAAAGUGCCCACUGGUGACGAACGACUGUAUGGAGAGGCUGCGUAUGCUGAUGCCAUCGUGUACAUUCGUGAAGAAUGGUCAACAUUUUUAUCCAGCUUACGUUGGAUUAUAA